Messenger RNA from Ilyonectria robusta, 1791 nucleotides. RefSeq lists its product as uncharacterized. The coding region runs from base 66 to 1391 and encodes 441 amino acids. The transcript has 5 exons. Lineage: Eukaryota; Fungi; Ascomycota; Sordariomycetes; Hypocreales; Nectriaceae. The record is from RefSeq and is a predicted model, not a curated record.
CAAAGUUGCAACAUCGCAAAACCAAUGCUAAAGACUCUUGAGCAAGUGCCGCAAUCAUCAAUUCGAUGGCACAGAACGAGUAUUUGUCCGGACCCGAGGGCUCCUCAAGGCCCCUGCAUUACAUCACCGCAACUCUCACUGGCCCGAGGAACCGUGGCAUUGAUCCACCUGCCGUCGAGUUGAGAUGCUAUCGAAUCCGGGGGAUACCAAUCACGACACCCGAAGACGACGUACAGAGGCAUCUUGCAAAGUAUUUCCACAACCCCAAUGGCGGGCUGAAAUUUACUCUCGCGCUCUCUCAUGGCAAAUGGUUGACGGCCACCAUCAUGUCACUUCCUCCGACUGCCGAGCCUAGCCCCUACGAAGUCGAUUCCCACUUUCUUGGCAUCACUCCGCUUUCUGGGAAAGAGGACGCGGUUCUAGACAUUAUUGCCAUCCCAGAUUUGGACAGUCAUGCUAUCGGCGGCUUCAAAGCCAAAACAGGAACCAAUGUCUGGCUACGCGACUUCCUCCCGGAAGAUAUUCCCACCGCUCGUGUCUUGACCUAUGGAUACGAUACCGCAAUCGCCGAGAAGAAUGCAAAAUACUCCAUCACCGACUUGGCCAAGGCCUUUCUCGAUUCAUACAAAUCAUUCCGGGAACAGACACAGACAAGUCGAAGACCAAUCAUCUUCAUUGGCCACGGUCUUGGAGGCCUUCUUAUCAAGGAGGCCCUGUCAAUGUCUCACAAAGGCAAUAAGGAUCCUCAAAAUAACAGUUUCUUCAAGUCGUCCUACGGUUUGGUGUUCUUCGGUGUUCCUAAUUUAGGGUUACGGGAUGGGCCACUGAAAGAGGUCGUGGCUGGGCAACUCAACGAACAAAUGAUAUGGGACCUUCAGGUUGACAAAGAGUCGGAGCCGACACCAUACUUACGGGAGUUGGCAAAGAAAUUCAUUGACUGUAGCGAGGCUCAAGAGCCAUCGUUCAAUAUCACAGCAUACUACGAACAAAGGAAGACUGUGACGAUGAAGGAAAUGCCUGAUGGAACCCUCUCAAGAACGGGAGAACGUUGCUUCAUAGUAACCCAGCAGUCAGCCACUCGGAUUGGGCUUGAAGACAGGGACGAUGAAUGGUAUCCGCUGGACCUCGACCACUCUGAAUUGGUCAAGUUUCGAAGUCAAUUUGACGAUAGCUAUGCCCGGGUAUUGAAUAGAUUGAAGGCUGUGGCAGAGAGAGCACCGAAGGCUGUCGAAAGAAGAUUUAUCGACAAUAGGCUAUCUGAAGACGAGAGACGCCAUUGGCAUAACCUCAACGUGCCCGUUUACGCAUCGCUCAAGAACGAGCCUCGACUACAAAGUCAUCUACUGCUUCUGAAUCAUCAAAAACAACCAGAGUUCGAGCAAGGUCUCUAAUAUUCCUCGACCCCUUAUCGGCCAACUAGUGACGAUGCGAUUGUUUCGACGACUGCCAAAUCGAUUCUAGGAUGAGAAAGAACCACAAGCGUUUCACAACGCCGACUUUGAUACACUCUGGAGAAUACUUGAUGGUCUGGUGAAAUCAGGGAUGCACACCAGCAUUUAUUGUGUAAUCGAUGGAUUUGACGUGUAUGAAACUGAGAUGGAGGCCUUUUUUCCUUCGGCUUAAGGAUUCGACGGCUCAGGAGACAUGCCCAUGGAAGCUAUUCUGCACCAGCUCGUCGAUGUGGUUGGCAUGAGUUAAAUCUCAACCGCCAAUCACUCCAGAGCUUUCUAUUGAGUUAUGCUAGGAGAACAGUCGUAAAUUUGACAUCCCACAGCCAAAACUUGUCCUCGG